GACCUCUGCCGUCACACUCACACCGAGCCCACUUACACACAUAAAAAUCGUGAAUAAUAAAAAAAUGUGUACACAUUUUUUUCGCUUAACCACCGCUUGCUUGUGUGCGCGCGGCCUCACGCGGCUAGAGCGAGAGGCAGCUAGGCAAGCGAGCAGUGCGGACGGAUCCCCACUCCGAUUUUUUAAGCUCCGCUGUCGAUGUUGGCGUCCGUGUGAUUUUUUUCAUUUGAUGUGUUAGUGUACCCCUCGUUCGGUGUAGUUCACUUUUUCUACUAUAGAUCUGAAUUUCAGUCUCGUUUUUGCCGCGUCGGUCUAAAGGCGUUUGAGCGGCUGUUUUGUAUUUAAUAUUUGUUGUCGUCGGAAGCAGCGUUGGCUCGAAGACGCCGGCUAGGAGCACAUGCUCGAUCCGUUCGUACUGCAAGCCGGUGCACGCGCAAAUCCGUGCGCGAGAGAAGGACAGCGCGAAUCACGUGUGGAUUUACCCACAUAUAAACCAAAUAAAAACACUAGCACACAAAAAUAUUGAGAGCGAAAAAAAUCUGGUAAUUUGGAUCCUAGUAACGACGCCCGACAUUCAUAAUUUUACUCCAGGGUCGGUCGGCACGCUCGUUUUUGUUGCCGGCCUUUUUAAAUGUUUAUUUUUCGGGAGCACGUGGAUUUUUAUAUAUAUUUUGGCGAUAACGCCGCGGACAGUUGCCUUACGUGUUGUGACAUUAGUGUUACCUGUAUUAUGUGAUAUUUAGUGACAUUUUAGAUAGGAACAAACUGUGAUUUAUUAUGGUGAUAUAGUUGGUGUUUUAAAGAUUUUUCGAUAGUGUGAGUUGUAAAACGGGAGAUCUCGAAUUAUUCCAUGACAAGCGAGAAUACCAAGAUAUUGAAACAGAAUAUAUUUAUAAGAUAGUGCCAAACCGUAGAUACCGAAUUUUUUAAGUACUUAGAUAGAAAUUUAUACAAGCCAAAAAGAUGAUGGAAGGAAGGACAAUCGAUUACAGGCCGGACGGUGGGGGCCUGGACUACCACAACUCGCCGCUAAUGGCAGAAAUACCUGUAGACAAUUACUCGCAUAUCCAUAGAAGUAUAGAACAUCUUAGAUCUAUAGGCGUGCCACCGCCAUUAGACACGCACAGGCAUCUUGCAGCGAACCUAACAGACUUACGGAGAUAUGAGCAUCCCGACGAUAUACCAGAAAUUAAGCCGUCCGUAUUAAGAUUAUCCGAAUUUAAAAAUGGUCUCCAAGACUUGAGAGGUCACAACGAUCAAGAGAACGACGUCCACAGACAGAUGACCCCGCACGACGAGGGCCCGAAGGGUUACAGCGCUCCAUCAACGCCUCUAUCGGAAAACGGAGGGCAGAGCCUUCAGGAGGAAAAGGUUAGAUGCUUAUUUACAAUUAGAUAAAUUAAUCAUUACAAUCCUUGAACGCUUCGGAAGUUUUCGUCUGCUUUGACGUCAUCUUUAAUAUUCGGCUUAGCAUUGUUCGUUAUUUUAAUCGUUGUGAAGAUCACGCAGCGAACGUGGUUCCGCGUACAGCGUUUUAUCAUCAGAUCAUACUCUUUAUUUCGGCAACGAAUUUGUUUAAUGUAUUCGUGCUGAGUACUUCCUUAUUCGACACUUAUUUCUAACUAGACAUUAUUAUACGGUGUAGGUACACUAUUCGAAUCGAUUUGAAUAUCCACUUUAUUUCGAGAGUACUCACGAGCAAUGUUAAAAUAUAAUUCAGUUUUCGAGUGCGCUCUGAGAUUGUUUGCGUAAUCGUUUUUGCUUCCUCGUGUAUUUUUUCGAGAUUUGACCAAAUCUCUUGAGCAUAAUUUAACUUAUUUUGACUGACGAUCGGUUAUAUCGAAUUCAAGGUCAUUAUUAAGGUAUCUUUACUAUUUUCUAUUACCUAUUUGUCUAAUAAGACUAGGUAACCAGAAUGCAGAAG
This is a messenger RNA of Zerene cesonia (dogface butterfly), 1924 nucleotides long. RefSeq lists its product as uncharacterized. The transcript is spliced from 2 exons. The record is from RefSeq and is a predicted model, not a curated record. The coding region runs from base 964 to 1398 and encodes 144 amino acids. NCBI's taxonomy places the organism in Eukaryota, Metazoa, Arthropoda, Insecta, Lepidoptera, Pieridae.